Molecule: messenger RNA, 1920 nt
Organism: Lepisosteus oculatus (spotted gar)
Lineage: Eukaryota; Metazoa; Chordata; Actinopteri; Semionotiformes; Lepisosteidae
Molecular function (GO): oxidoreductase activity
Source: RefSeq, a predicted model, not a curated record
CUGGUCGCUUUUAUAAAUGGUGUAAAACCCGGCGGACUUGUCAGUACUCUGGGUGUUUCCAAAGAGCGCUGCUCCACCGCCGAUUCCUGUGCUCCCAUUUGCUAACGCUACCUGUAACUGUGCAACACCUAGCCGACGCUGCCAGAAUGAGCAGGUGUCUUGUUCUCCAGUCAGAGGUUCAGAGCUUCAUCGAGAGAUGUAUGAUCGCAGUGGGAACGAAGGUCUCUCAUGCCAGGGCUCUGGCUGAUGUCUUGGUGGAAGGCGACCGCAGGGGUCAUUACAGUCAUGGACUGAACAGAAUGGAUAUGUACGUCAAGGAGAUCCAGACAGGAAUCUGUUCCAAAGAUGGAGAGCCGAUUAUCGAGAAGGAGACAGUGGCCACAGCACUGGUUGAUGGCUGUAACCUCCUGGGGCCGGUGGUGGGCAACUUCUGCAUGGACCUGGCCAUUAAAAAGGCUAAGGAAGUUGGCAUAGGCUGGAUCGUGGCCCGGGGUUCAAACCAUUAUGGAAUUGCAGGAUACUACUCCAUGCAAGCACUGAAAGAGGACAUGAUCGGUAUGAGUUACACAAACACCUCACCACUCGUCGUCCCUACCAGAGCCAAAGAGUGCACCUUGGGAACCAACCCCAUCAGCGUAGCUGCACCCGCAAACGACGGGGACAACUUCGUGCUGGACAUGGCGACCUCUGCGGUGGCGCUGGGCAAGAUCGAGCUGCACCACCGGCGAGGCGACAUCAUCCCGGAGGGCUGGGGCUGUGACUCCGGAGGGAAGCUGAGCACAGACCCGGGGAAGGUACUGAGUGGAGGGGGGCUGGUUCCCAUCGGCGGCUGCGAAGCCACAGGAGGGUACAAGGGCUUCGGGCUGGGGCUGAUGGUGGAGGUGUUCUGCGGCAUGCUGGCGGGCUCCCAGUACAGCCGACACAUCCGCACCUGGAAGUUCACGGAGCGCACGGCAGACUUGGGCCAGUGUUUUGUGGCAAUAAACCCUGAAUGUUUUGCUCCUGGGUUUAAGGACAGAAUGUCUGACUUGCUUUCUCUGCACAGAAAUCUGGAGCCGGCUGAACUGGGGGUUCCUGUAAUGGCCCCUGGAGACCCAGAAAGGAAGAACAUCAGGAAAUGUGAAGACCUAGGAGGCAUCCCUUACCACAUCAAUGUCAUCGACCACAUGAAUGGAGUUGCGAGGAGUGUCGGGGUCAGCCCUCUGCUGCCAGCCAACAGGCUCAUAGCAAACUAGAGCUGCUUCUGCGAGAGGCCCCAGAAACACCGGUUUAGACAGAAGAGUUUUUAAUGUGUGCUGCUUUUUAAUACUCCUAGACAAAAACCGAAACGCUUGGCUCCUGUUAGAUCAGUAUUUCAUGAUGCACAAUCCCACUUUUAAGAAAAUGAUAUUGAGAGUCUUUGCAUUCACUAACCACUCAGGUUCAACUCUUGUGGAUUUUAAUGUCAAACUAGUACGAUUAGAGCUUUUACCAACACAUUUAUUUUAGACUGUCCAGAACAGAGUUAGGGCUUUUAGUUUUCACCUGUUAGCUGUUGUUCAUUGGCAAAUAAUGCCAGUUGUGGAAAAAAUAGUUUUCACCACUACAGGAGUUAGUUAAAAUCAGAUUCCAAUAGGUACCUAAAAGGCAUCCCAGAAAAAUUAUUCAGAGUAGAUUAAUCCCACCACAACAAUUCUGUUCAUACUCACCCAGUUUUAACCAUUGCAGAUGGAUAGAUGGAACACUACAUGCCCUGAGGGGAAAGUGGAGGCACAGAAAAACAGAUUUCACUUCAUAGUAGACUGAUCUUUUUCUCCUAAACUAAAGUACAGAGAAACUUGAGCCCUCAACACAGCUUACCAAUUGUUUAAUUUGAGUUCUCAUUGUGCUUACACACCUUGUACAAAUAAAUUAUUGACCAAACCAAACUUUAAAAAGCGA